This is a messenger RNA of Leptonychotes weddellii (Weddell seal), 1379 nucleotides long. Lineage: Eukaryota; Metazoa; Chordata; Mammalia; Carnivora; Phocidae. The record is from RefSeq and is a predicted model, not a curated record.
ACGCAGGGCAACCAGCUGCAAGCCCCACAGUGAAGAACCUUGGAGUUUAAAUCCAGACAAGUGACCAGCUCUGCAAAGCCGUAGAGAUGGCCUAUCCCUGGCAGUUCUUGUUCAAGGCCAGAUCCUACUGGUUCGACUUGACCAAGGAAACAGACAUCAACAACAAUGUGGGGAAAGCCAGCCAGGUCCCCUCCAGUCUAGUGACACAGGAUGACCCCAAGUGUCAUGGCCUCGGCAAGCACCGGAAUGAGUCCCCCCAGUCCCUCACAGGGACGGUCAAGACGUCUCCAGAAUCCCUGAUCAAGCUGGAUGCGCCCCCAUCGGUCUGCCCGCGACAUGUGAGGAUCAAAAACUGGGGCAGCGGGAUGACCUUCCAAGACACACUUCACCACAAGGCCAAAGGGUAUCUUGCUUGCAAGUCCAAGUCUUGUCUGGGAGCCAUCAUGAACCCCAAAAGUUUGACCAGAGGACCCAGGGACAAGCCUACCCCCCCAGACGAGCUCCUACCUCAAGCUAUUGAAUUUGUCAACCACUAUUACAGCUCCUUCAAAGAGGCAAAAAUAGAGGAACAUCUGGCCAGGGUGGAAGCGGUAACAAAGGAGAUAGAAACAACAGGAACCUAUCUGCUGACGGCGGAUGAGCUCAUCUUUGCUACCAAGCAGGCCUGGCGCAACGCCCCCCGCUGCAUCGGGAGGAUCCAGUGGUCCAACCUGCAGGUCUUUGAUGCCCGGAGCUGUUCCACUGCCAAGGAAAUGUUCGAGCACAUCUGCAGACACCUGCGUUAUGCCACCAACAACGGCAACAUCAGGUCGGCCAUCACUGUGUUCCCCCAGCGGAGCGAUGGGAAGCAUGACUUCCGGGUCUGGAAUGCUCAGCUCAUCCGGUAUGCCGGCUACCAGAUGCCGGACGGCACCAUCCUGGGGGACCCCGCCAGCGUGGAGUUCACUCAGCUGUGCAUCGACCUGGGCUGGAAGCCCAAGUACGGCCGCUUCGACGUGGUGCCCCUGGUGCUACAGGCGGAUGGCCAGGACCCUGAGUUCUUUGAAAUUCCGCCUGACCUUGUGCUCGAGGUGCCCAUGGAACAUCCCAAGUAUGAGUGGUUCCGUGAGCUGCAGCUGAAGUGGUACGCCCUGCCUGCAGUGGCCAACAUGCUGCUCGAGGUGGGUGGCCUCGAGUUCCCAGGGUGCCCCUUCAACGGCUGGUACAUGGGCACGGAGAUCGGGGUCCGGGACUUCUGUGACGUUCAGCGCUACAACAUUCUGGAGGAAGUGGGCAGAAGGAUGGGCCUGGAAACGCACAAGCUGGCCUCACUCUGGAAGGACCGGGCUGUCAUUGAGAUCAAUGUUGCUGUGCUCCACAGCUUCCAGCUAACCCGCUGA